UCAAGCAGGUGGUGUUCUCAUCUUCAAAGAACAUCUUGAGUAGCGAUUUUGUGAGAAAGCACGAGAAAAGAAAAUGAUACAGAGAUUGAUUGAAUUUGAGAGAAACGAGAUGAGGUUAACUGGUGAUGUUCUCUGUUGUAUGUCGGUCAAUUGAGGCAGUGAUGGUUGAUCUAGGGUUCUACAACAGCAGCAAUGUGGGUCUCAUAUGGUCUGAAAUUGGGCAUAAGUGAAGCAUUUUCAUGGCAUUAACUGAGAGUUUAUUGAGUGGUAUUGAAUGAUGAUUUGGGGGGUCCUAUGGUUAAUUGAUUGGAGUCUGUGGUGUGAAUAAUUGAUUUGUAUUGCAAUCAAUUGAAGAAGGCUUGAUGGGUCUUGGCUGCCAUAUUAUUUGAGCUGGUUCACAGAGAAGUAAGUAGGGCUUGUUUUUGAAGACAAAAAUCAGUGAAAGUAAUGCUGAUUCAUGGCUAAGUGCAGUUGGUGGUGAUUGAAUUAGUAGAGGAGAUGAAGAUGAAAUCAAGCUCCGUAACUUACUGAUGGUGCCACACAGAAGUCUGGGUUUGGUCUGAAAUGUAAGUGGCAGUAGUGGUCUCCCCAGUUGUCUACGGCAGCAACAUCAAAGAUGGGAUUUAGGGAUUUAGGAUGUGAAUUGAAAUUUGGCGAAAUUCAAUGAGAAUGAGUUUGUCAGGGUCUGAUUUCAAAUGGGUUUCAUCUUGGUUUCAUUACAUGGUGGUUAUGUACAGAUCUGCAUGGUUGAGACUUGUAUCAAUUGGUGAUUUGCGUUGGCAGUGGAGAUGGAUUCUGUAUUGAUGCUGGUGUAGUGACAGAAGCUUUGUUGAUCGUUCUCUGGCAGGGAUGGAGAAUGAAUUGGCAAUAAGCAAAUUACUUGUGACUGCAGUCGAUGGAUGGGUGCUAUAGCCGGUGGACAUAAAAUAGGAAGUGGAUACGGGUAUAUAAUUGGAUACCGGUGGUUGUUUCUGGACUAGGCUUUUCCAGGUGUGGGUAGCAGUCGCAAAGAGAUAAUUGAGAUGCAUAUAUAAACAAAAUGCAGAGAUUAAUGGAAGGGGCCGUUUUGACAGGGAGAAACUAGGGUUUGAGUUUUCAAUAUGCUUGGUUUAUUUCCUUUAUCAAUUUCUAUGAUUUGCUAAACUAUUGUUAGGGUGAAGGAUGAACUUGUAGGUUAAUAUUGCUUGUGUUUCUUAAACAAUGGUCUCAAAAGUAAAAGCUUCAUUUCAUGUUUGUGUUUUUCAAAAAUGGGUUGUUUGUUUAAUGAGUUUUUCAUGUCUUAUGCCAUGUAUAUUUCAUAGUUGAAUUCUAGAACAACAUCCAUAUGAAACUUUGGUAACAAUUGCUUUAUGAAUAUUCUUUGACUAUGUAUGUCAUGUAUGCCUAGUACUUUGUAUUUCUAUCUUUAGGUUGAGAACAAACAUAUCCUCUUAAUAAUUCUUGUCUAUUGGUCGUAAUAAUAAUUCUUGUCUAUUGGUCGUAACUGAAAUAUCUCACGUGUUUUGAUAGCUAGGUUUGCUAUUGUACAUGAGCCAAAUGAGACCUUUGUGAUAGAACUUGAGUAAAACCUAACCUACAACGGAUUCCGUAGCUCUAAUACUUCCACAUUCUUGAUUACAAUUCCUUGUAAAUUUUCUUUAUUCUACUUGUUAGUUUAUUUUUACAAUUUCUUGUAAAUUUUCUUUAUUCUACUUGUUAGUUUAUUUUCUUAGUACAACAAUCUCUGAAAAUAUUGAAUUUGGUUGGAUAGUUCUUGAUAUUAAUUAGUAAUAGUUUUCACAUUCCUUGAGGGAACGAACCGUGCUUGCUAUUGUGUGCUCUUUUUGACACCGUGCACUUGCGGUAAAACAAAGUCGGCUUUCCGACCCAUCACUCACCAGCGUGAAUGCCUUUACCAAACUUGCAAGUAGUCAGAAGACGACAUUUCUUGAGACGGAGGGUGGCGAUGCUGAACCUAUCCGUAGCGAAGAGGAACCCGAUAAGGAAGAAAGUUCGGAGUCUAAUGACGGCGAGAAUAGUUCUUCCAACAGCAGUGUCGAAUCUUCUUCUAGUCGGGGAAGCCUUUUCUGAAAAUGGACCUGAGGCGGAGACUUGUGGAGACACAGCUUUGUCUACAACCGUGGCCGCCGCACCUGGUGGCCUUGUAACAUAUGUUGCUCGAUAUGAAGGUGUUGUUGCGACUCAGACAAUGAAGAGUACUCCAGUGACCGCUGGCGCAAUUGUAGUUAGGAAUUCUUUGUCGGUCGCUGAUUCAUUCGCGGGCGCCACCUUCACUCCUCCAUACCUGGUUCCUUAUCCGGAUCACGUGUUGAUCGGGGGAUUUAGUGUGCCAGCAAAUUAUGCGGCGCUAUACACUAAGAUAUGGGAAAGCUACAGACAUGUCGCCAUGACCAAGAGAAUUACUGGCCGACUCGCGUUGGUUAAGCGUGUGGAGGAAGCUUUGUCUUCAAUUGACGACAUGUGCAACGUGACUGGUCAUACUGUUUCUGAGGAUGUAAUAUUGAGCUGGAAGUUCCAUUGUGACAUGUGCGUAGACUUCGAGUUCAAUGCUCCUUGAUUCGUUGAAGGCUUUUCCGAGGUUGAAAAGUUGCUGGUCGAGACAGUCGAAGGUCCUUCUGCGGAUGUGGUCAAACAGCAGGAAGCAGAAGUCGAAAAGUUGUCCAGAAAGUUGAAGCUGAAACGGACAGCUCUCCAAAUAACGAAGGAGGCUUUCUCUAA
Papaver somniferum (opium poppy) is the source of this 2718-nucleotide messenger RNA. RefSeq lists its product as uncharacterized. The coding region runs from base 1886 to 2557 and encodes 223 amino acids. The transcript has 2 exons. The record is from RefSeq and is a predicted model, not a curated record. Lineage: Eukaryota; Viridiplantae; Streptophyta; Magnoliopsida; Ranunculales; Papaveraceae.